GUCCACGAAGAAGAGCAGCUGCUAGAAAUAGCUGACAGGAGAAGCUAGCUAGCUGAAGCUAACUGAAGCAUUAAACAUCUCUACAGAGUAUUUAGCUCUUAAAACUCUAAUGUAAUGUUUGUGUUUAUAGUCGGCGGACACUAAACCAGUCUGACUAACAUACUGGUUUAACUGGACUUUGUGCUUUUGUUGCCUUUUCACGGCUAGUUGUAGUUAGCCGUUAGCUUAGCUUAGCUUGCUAUAGCUAGCUGGUCACCGUGUUGUUGUUUUUGUUUUCUUCUGUAAAAGUGUUUGUUUCUUUAAUAACACAUGAGUGUGUCUAUGGUUGUGAUCCGUCUGGAACUAGCCGACCAGUCGCCUUCUCCUCAAGGGUUCCAGUAUUCAGCUGCUGAAGACAUGUCAGAGAAGGAGCUGCAGGAGAAAGCUCUGGGUGUAGCCAAACACACUCUGAGUGGAAAGACGGAGCUGGAACGAGUAGCUGUACUGCACCAGCACAUCGGCAGCAGAGCCAUGGGGGACAUGGUUAUAGAGACAUUUGAGCCCAGCCCAGAUAAAGGAGGAGGUGAAGACGUCAGAGGUGAAGACGUCGGAGAUUCAUCAGAGCAGGACGGAGAACCUCAGGCUGCUCAGACUGAAACCAACGGUCUGGAGGGUUCCCAGGACGACAGCGAGUCGCUCGGCGCCACUCCGGACUCCCCCUCCAAGCAGCUGCCGGACCAGAUCUCUUUCUUCAGCGGGAACCCGUCAGUGGAGAUCAUCCAUGGCAUCAUGCACCUCUACAAGACCAACAAAAUGACGUCACUGACUGAGGAUGUGAGACGCAGCGCGAUGGUGUGCAUUCUGACGGUCCCCGCGACCAUGACCAGCCACGACCUCAUGAAGCUUUUGGCACCUUUUAACGAUGUCAUGGAGCACAUGAAGAUCAUACGGGACUCUACCCCGAACCAGUACAUGGUUCUGAUUAAGUUCUGUACACAGGCAGACGCAGACAGUUUCUACACGGCAUGUAACGGCAAUCAGUUCAACUCCAUCGAGGACGCAGUGUGCCAGCUGGUCUAUGUGGAGCGGGCAGAGGUUAUAAAGUCUGAAGAGGGAGCCAGUAUGCCGGUGAUGGAGCUGACCGAGCUGCCAAAGUGCACCGUGUGCCUGGAGAGGAUGGACGAGUCUGUAAACGGCAUCCUCACCACUCUCUGCAACCACAGCUUCCACAGCCAGUGUCUCCAGCGGUGGGAAGAUGCCUCGUGUCCUGUGUGUAGGUACUGUCAAACACCAGAACCAGUGGAAGAGAACAAGUGCUUCGAGUGUGGAGUUCAGGAGAACCUGUGGAUUUGUUUGAUCUGCGGGCACAUCGGUUGUGGUCGCUACGUCAGCCGGCAUGCCUACAAGCACUUUGAGGAAACUCAGCAUACCUACGCUAUGCAGCUCACCAACCACCGAGUCUGGGACUACGCAGGAGAUAACUACGUUCAUCGGCUGGUGGCCAGUAAGACCGACGGGAAGAUGGUGCAGUACGAGUGCGAGGGAGACACCUGCCACGCUGAGAAAAUUGAUGCACUUCAACUCGAGUACUCGUACCUGCUGACGAGUCAACUGGAGUCUCAGAGGAUUUACUGGGAGAAUAAGAUCGUUCAUCUGGAGAAGGAGACGGCCGAGGAGAUAAACAACAUGAAGACUAAAUUUAAGGAGACCCUGGAGCGCUGUGAUAACUUGGAGCGACGGUUCGGAGAAAUGAGCAAAGACAAGCAGGGCAUCGAGAAAAAGUGCAAUCAGCUGACCACUCGAGUGGUGAAGCUGAGCCAGGAGCUGAAGGAGGAGCAGGAGAUGAACCGCUGUCUGAGAGCCAAUCAGAUGCAGCUGCAGGCUCAGCUGGCAGAGGAGGAACGCAAAGCAAAAGAGAGCGGUGAAUGUAAAGACGGGGUAAUAGCAGAGCUGCAGGAGCAGCUGAGAGACGUGAUGUUUUAUCUGGAAGCGCAGCAGCAGAUCGAACACCUGCCUCCGGAGGCUCGCAGUGAAAUCCAGGAGGGACAGAUCAACAUCGCGGCCGGCCCGGCAGACAGCGCCGGGGCCGGCCCGUCCUCUGUCCGAGGCAGGAGAGGCCGCGGCAGGAAGAGGAAGUAGAAUCUCUCUGGAACAUGCUAGAGACUAUCGCCGCCUCUCAGCGGAGACACUUGGCUGAGCUUUGUCGUUUUGUUUCUACAUCGUUGUGGUUUCCCUGAAAGAACUCGGAGGAGGAAAUGAAGACACGUCUGCUCAACUUCUUGAAGAAAGAUGAAAUAGUGAUGAUAUUUACCUGCACAUUUCCCAACUUAACUUAAUGGAGCUUCCACAAGAAGAAGAGUGCAUCAUGUGGGUGGAUGUCUCCGUCAUUAAAGGCAACCACUUGUCGUGCUUUCCAAAUAUGUUUGACAUCAUAUCUCGCUAUUUUCCAAAUCUAAAGAUAUUUAUUAGAUCAAAAUGAUGUUCAUUUCUUCCCACUUUAAUACCAUAAUAGUUCUUUUUAUCAAAGUUUGUUUUCCAUGUGAGACAUUUGUCAAAGAGCAGCUGGUAGAUGAAUGUUUGCUUUGUGUAAGAGAACAUUAUGACAGCUUUUUGUCAUGUUUUGCUAAAAUCCUUUUCGGCUGGACUUUUUUGUCUCUUCAGUAAAAAGCUGGAAUGUUUUUUUCCCCAACAUUUAUUUCUCGAUAGUUUCCUAAAACUAUCCCUGAACACUACUCAGGAUGACGAAGAUAAACAUGAUGAGGGAGAAACCUUGAUUUUUCCACAUUUGCUUUGUUUAGUCGUUGUUGGAAAGUCCCCUGACGGGAAGUCUUUAGGGAGAAGCAGGAAGCAGGUUGACCUCCUCUACCAUCUACAUUUAGGUCAGUGAUUCCCAACCAGGAGUACAAGUACCACAGGAGGUACUACUGCAUUUACCAGGAAGUACCUGAAAGCUUUGUGAAGGAGCUCCGCUAAAUUAUAAAAGUAGAAAUUAUGGUUUGGGGGCGAAUCUUUAGCAUAUUUACGAUCAGCUGUAACACCUGAACAUACCGUACCAAUAGAAAUAUUUAGCCAAGUACUGUACUUCAGUACUAUUUAGUGGUACUUUACUUGAAUAUUUACAUUAUGUGCUGCUGUUUAUACUUCAUUUCAGUGGAAAAUAUAUUGUGCUUUUCA
Molecule: messenger RNA, 3153 nt
Organism: Sebastes umbrosus (honeycomb rockfish)
Lineage: Eukaryota; Metazoa; Chordata; Actinopteri; Perciformes; Sebastidae
Product: BRCA1 associated protein
Exons: 13
Coding region: 310-2118 (602 amino acids)
Biological process (GO): Ras protein signal transduction; protein ubiquitination
Cellular component (GO): cytoplasm
Molecular function (GO): nucleic acid binding; ubiquitin protein ligase activity; zinc ion binding
Source: RefSeq, a predicted model, not a curated record